This is a messenger RNA of Lactuca saligna, 525 nucleotides long. Lineage: Eukaryota; Viridiplantae; Streptophyta; Magnoliopsida; Asterales; Asteraceae. The record is from the annotation of a GenBank genome assembly.
AUGCUUUUUAGGCCCACUACAAUUGUGGCUUAUGUGGAGAUGUUGGGGAUUUUGAUAUGCAGAUGCUUCCGGAAGGUGAUUGGCGUUGUCCAAAUUGUGCAUGCAAAUAUUGCAGUAAGGACAGUGGUAGAACUUGAAGUUCACUUCUUACAUGCCGCCUUUGUGAGAAAAAAAGUGAAGAAAAUUGGUUACUUUCCACUGCUCAUCUGCUCACCAUCCCCGCUUGUCUUCCGCCACUUUUCUUCCUUUGCACGACCAACAGUCGUUCAACUUCACAAACAUCAUAAGGGAACACGUUUUGAGGCUGAUGAAGAGAUGUGUGGGGAUGAUGAGGAUAGGGAGGCUUUGCAAGAGACCAUAAAGAAUAUGCAAGCCGGUACAAAGCUCGUACUCAGGGUUCUUACACCUCCCAUUUCUACCCUUCUUAUUUUGGUCUGUUAUGGACAGCCGCCGCCACAGCAGUCUCCUAAUGCUGCCCCACAAGGUGGUCGCUAUGCCCAACCAGCUCCUUAUAGUAUACUUUGA